Molecule: messenger RNA, 348 nt
Organism: Rhagoletis zephyria (snowberry fruit fly)
Lineage: Eukaryota; Metazoa; Arthropoda; Insecta; Diptera; Tephritidae
Product: organic solute transporter alpha-like protein
Source: RefSeq, a predicted model, not a curated record
GAUCUAUUCCACGAUGUACACUUAUACUUCUUACCAUUCAUCAUUUGCUCGAUUAUACUCGGCGUUUGGGGACUGAAUAUUACUGUGCGUGUGGUAAAUAAUCUGCAUUCGGAUUAUAGCACUAUGAAAAAAAUGUUUUGCCUACAAUUAGUUUUGUUGCUUUGCAAAAUGCAGUACUUAAUUUUAGAUCAACAAUUGGAUCGAAUAUUGCUUGGGGCCUUGUAUCCAAUGAAUCACGUUAUAUACAAGCAAACCAUCAUCAACACUUUGAUCUUAGUGGAGAUGGUUUUGGUGUCGCUAUUCGCGCAAAACGCGUACAGAAUUCCAAUUCAAAUCGAAGAUAAUUAA